AUGUAUGAGUAUCAGCCACUCCCGGAGCAAGACUCCAUUCGAAUCCUCAUUCUCGCCCCAGGCAAAGACAACGAUCCAUUGUCUGGAACCCUCGAAACGACUCAUGUUAAUAAUCGUCAGCAAACUCCCCAUUCUGCCCAGAGAGCACCCAAACGACGAAAGACGUCGCCGGCGGCCCAGUUGCCCAGAUGGACCGCAGGCAGACCCUUUGAGGCCAUCUCCUACGCAUGGGGCUCAAAUAUGUUGGAUCACGCCAUCCUAUUGAAUGGUAUGGCCCACCAGAUUACGGCCAACUUGAACGAUGCUCUUCGUCAAUGCCGACUGCCAGAUCAGCCGCGAGCCUUGUGGGCAGAUUCGAUAUGCAUUAAUCAAAACGACUUGAAGGAAAAGGGACAACAAGUCGCAGUGAUGGAUCGCGUUUAUGCUUCUUCCCAGUGUACCCUAAUCUGCCUAGGGACUGACACUGACAAUCGAGACCACGCUUGGGACGCCUUUGAAGUGCUUUCUGAUGCUAAUACAAUGAUCCAACAAGCCCUCCAAAGUCCGGGCUUCUCUUGGGAACUUAACAGCUUCCCUUGGCCCAAUUUUCAAGAUCCGCUCGUCAAAGACUCGAGAUGGCAGUCAAUCAAGAUUAUGGUGGAUCUUCCCUGGUUCUGGCGCGGUUGGGUGGUGCAAGAGGCAGCAUUAGGACGUGAAGCGCGUAUCUUGUGGGCCGGCUGCGAAAUCCUAUUGCUGGACUUGAUGAGAGUCGAGUUAUGGUUUAACAGACGCGUGAGAGAACUAGCGGGGACUUCAAACCAUGUCAGCUGGUGGAUUACCAAACUCGUGCGGCAGACGCUCGUUCAUCAACGAAGGGCAGAGGCUAGGGUUUUUUACGACUCGGAGUGCCUAAUGGAAGACAUGGACAUUCUAGAGACUUUGGAUGGUGCUAGGAAUCUGGGCCUUGGUGAUCCAAGAGAUAGGAUCUACGCAUUCAUGGCCCUACCAUUUGUCAAGAACCCUAUGCCUGCUCUUCGUCCUGACUAUGAGCAAUCACACUUGAGGCUUUAUCGAGACUUCGCCGUGAAGUAUCUGGAACAUACUUCAGACUUGAAUAUCCUAUGUUAUGUGACACAUGAGGUGGACGAUGGGCAGGGGCCUGACAGCCUGGAGAGCUCAUGGGUUCCACGAUGGGAUCAUCGGAACUGGGUAACUUCUGUUCGUAUCAUUGGUCAGGGCUAUCGAUUCGGCUCUGAUUCUGCAGACUCGGCCGACUUUGCGAUUGUGCACAAAAAUGACCUUGCCCCAGUUUUAUUAAAGGUUCGAGCUGUCGUCUUCGGUUUGGUCGGAUUUGUUUCGCAGCGGUUUAUGCAACAUUCGACAGCUGAGGACUUGACCAGGGUAUGGUCGCUUGCUUCGGAAGGAGUUCCCCGCGCCUCAGGACGAGAAGAGUCUGACGCCUUUCAUGAAGUCUGGCUUUCCUCCAGGCCUUGUCUUUCGGAACCUUUUCAGGACCUUCCCAGGAAGAUUGGGAUGACUCCCUGA
Messenger RNA from Diaporthe amygdali, 1524 nucleotides. RefSeq lists its product as uncharacterized. Bases 1 to 1524 code for a protein of 507 amino acids. The record is from RefSeq and is a predicted model, not a curated record. NCBI's taxonomy places the organism in Eukaryota, Fungi, Ascomycota, Sordariomycetes, Diaporthales, Diaporthaceae. The transcript has a single exon.